Thrips palmi is the source of this 2305-nucleotide messenger RNA. Its product is annotated as glutaredoxin domain-containing cysteine-rich protein CG12206-like. The record is from RefSeq and is a predicted model, not a curated record. NCBI's taxonomy places the organism in Eukaryota, Metazoa, Arthropoda, Insecta, Thysanoptera, Thripidae. Gene Ontology annotation, biological process: sensory perception of sound.
CGUACGGAGAACGGACUGAACCGGUCCGGCGGCGCGCCGGCGUCUCCCUCCACCUGACGCGAACCGUUACCGCGUUGCCGCCACCGCCGCGGACUACACCGCGGACUGCGCCGCGAGGAUCGGGAAAAGAAGACAGAGACGGACGUCCCGCUGCCAAUCAGGGGCGGCGCGGGGAAGCGGGGCAGCGCGGCGCGGUGUGCGAGUGGCCUGAAAGUGUGUGACAAUUACAUUGGAUUACGACGACAAGUGCAGCGCGAAGCAGAGGGAACAGCAGAGCGGCCCGCGAGUGGCCCCACGCGCCCCAUGCGCCCCUGCUGAGCGGCCGCCGGCGCGGCCUCUGCCCCGGCCCGGCCUCCGCCCCAAGGCCCUCGGGGCCAGCGGGGCACUGGAAGCGGCACUGGAAGGCACACUGGAAGCGACGCUGGAACCACGACACUGCUAGGCCGGUCCAGGGACGGUCCCGCCCCAAACAUGGAGACCCUGAGCGUGUCCAUCCCCCCUCCGCUGCCGCCGAAGACGAGAAAGAAGACCUCGUCCCCUUCGUGGUGCGGGUCGCAGCUGCAGCCACUGCAGCAGAGCCAGCGCGGCCCCCGCAGCCCCUGCCGGGGGCCGCCGACGGAGGCCGCGCCGGGCGCGCAGUGCGGCCACCACACUGCGCACAGCGCGCACGGCGCCGCGGACCGCGUGCACGUCGUGAGCAUCCGCAUUCGGCCCGAGGAGUCCCGCUCCGCCGACGGCUGCGUGCGGAUCAGCGUUGGCGGCGCGCCGUCGCCGCCGCCCGCGGCCAUGGUGGUGACCAGGAGCGCGUCGUCGGCGCCGUCCGGGCCGUCCGCCGACGCGGCCUUCUUGUUCUACAACGGCGUGGCCUCCACCACCAGCGGCCAGGCGUCCCCCGUGGACAGCGGCACCUGCAGCGACGACGCCGCGGACCGGCACGCCACGCCGCCGCCGCUGCCCAGGAAGACGACGAAGCGCGGCGCGGCGGCCACGGCGACGUGCGUGCGCGUCACCGUCAACGGCGAGAGCGACGAGGAGCGCAGCGACCGCGGCAGCAGCACCAUGAGCUGCGACUCGCUCAACAGCCUGGACAAGGUGGCCUGCUUCCUGCUGGACGCCAACGCCGCCGCCAACGCCGUGCGCAUCCCCGACGUGGCCAAGCUGUCCCUGGCCGCGUCCCCGGACACGUCCCUGGACAGCGCCGCGUCCUCCGCCGCCGACGGCGACGUCCUGGAGGCCGGCGACCACGAGCCCGUGGUGGUGCGGAGCAUCCGCAAGGCCGCCAGGGCCGCCGUCGUGGACCAGCGGACGUACGAGGACCGACAGUGCACCAGCAGCGGCAGCAGCGGCGUCGCCACGCCGCCAGACCACUACUACGACUUCCACCUCAACGAGCGCGAGGACCACGACGGCGCCAACGGCCGCGACGACGAGGACACCUUCGCCGGCUGCAGGGACUACACCCUGGACGAGCCCGUCACCGUGCCCGCCACCAUCCGCAGCUCCAAGGGCACGGUGCGCGGCGUGCGGAACCGCGUGCGCGCCGGCGUCGCCACCUUCCUCAGCAUCCAGCACAACCGAUCGUGGAAGGACAAGGAGGCGGGCAAGGUGGUGGUCUACACGACGACCAUGGGCGUGGUGCGCGCCACCUACCAGCGCUGCGUGCGCGUCAAGCAGAUCCUGCGCACGCUGCUGGUGCGCUUCGACGAGAAGGACGUCUUCAUGUCCAGGGAGGUGCAGGGCGAGCUGAUGGAGCGCAUGCGCCUGGACGCCAUCCAGGUGCCGCAGGUCUUCGUGGAGGGCCAGCACGUCGGGGAUGCGGAGACCGUCGAGCGGCUCAACGAGUCGGGGGAACUGCGAAAAAUGCUCAAACCGUACAAGAGUGCCGACGUGUGCACGACGUGCGAGGUGUGCGGCGGGUACCGCAUGCUGCCCUGCGCGGUGUGCAACGGCUCCAAGAAGUCGGUGCAUCGGAACAACUUCACCGCCGAACUGGUGGCGCUCAGGUGUAUGAACUGCGACGAGGCGGGGCUGGUGAAGUGCGACGCGUGCUAGAGAUAGAAAGAGAGAACUUACGGUGGAGUUUAAGUCAAUUAAUGCAGACGAGGCGGCAUCGGCGAGAAAGUCGCCGCGGCAGUGUACCCUCCCCGCGAAUCUCUUUGCGUCUCUUGGCGCUGAAUCGCUGCAUUGCCGAAUCGGCUGGGGAAGUUGUUAGAGUCCUCGACACUGCGCCGAACAGUGGGUCAGAAGACCGGUGGAGGCGAUCAAAAUCCCGGACGCGUUUGGAGCUCCAGAGUCGCUAACUGGG